Daktulosphaira vitifoliae (grape phylloxera) is the source of this 1254-nucleotide messenger RNA. RefSeq lists its product as uncharacterized. The transcript has a single exon. The coding region runs from base 1 to 1254 and encodes 417 amino acids. The record is from RefSeq and is a predicted model, not a curated record. NCBI's taxonomy places the organism in Eukaryota, Metazoa, Arthropoda, Insecta, Hemiptera, Phylloxeridae.
AUGUCGGACUAUCUACAAGUUUUAGAAAAAUACCAGCAGGAUGAUAACGUGAAGCGAGAAUACUACUUGGAACAUCAAAGCUACAACAAUUCGUAUGGAAACAACGAUGAGAUACGCAUUGAAUUGCGUAAUAAGGAAAAAUUCACUAUACCAUGCGAAAGUUACUUGCAGAUCGAGGGAAAAGUUGAAAAACCGGUUGCAGCCGUCGGUACAGUAGUAAUGAAUCAAAAUUCUAUGAUGAAUCUUUUUGAUGAAAUUAGAUUUGAAAUAAACAAUCAGACAAUUGAUAAAACAAAAAAUGUUGGUGUAACUACGACUAUGAAAGGAUACUGUUCGUUCACGCCUAACGAUAUCGUACGGUUACAACCAGCUGGAUGGAAAAACGAAAAUAAAUUAUACAAAGACGAAGACUUCAUGGAUGACAACGAAUUCGUAGCACAAUGUCCGCUGUACAUGUGUAUGGGAUUUUUCGAACGAUACCGGCGUGCAUUAGUGAACUGCAAUCAAACACUUAUUUUGAUACGAUCGGGCACCGACAGUUCCGCUAUAAUGCUCGUACCACCAACAGAAGCGCAAAAAGAACAAGUUAUGUCCAAAAGUAAUAUUGCGUUAAUUAAACAGACGAAAGUGAAUAUUACAAAAAUUAAAUGGGUCGUGAAGUAUUUCGAACCGAAUGUAAAAACGGAAUUGGGUCUAAUGCGUAUAUUGGAUAAUAAAAAAUGGUUACCGUUAGAGUUUCAACACUGGGACACUGCAGUAUACCCACUGGUUCCGCAAACAACCGCUCAUACGUGGCCGGUGCGUGCGUACUCAGGUGUUGAAAAACCUAGGUAUCUACUCAUAGCCAUGGUGACGGAAUCCGAUGGGGUACACGGAAAUUUCAACCAUUGUUCUCUGCGCAACAUUAAAGCGUAUUUGAACGCGGACGAGUACCCGUACGAAAACCAAAAUGCAGAUUUUGACAAAGGCAAGUAUGCGAUAUUUUAUAACUCGUACGCACAAUUUCAAUCAAUGUACUACGGUCGGCUGAACCCUUACCCUUAUUUGGAUCGGGUCAACUACAAAAAAAUCGGACCCAUAUUCGUCAUAGAUUGUUCGAAACAAAACGAAACCGUCAAAUCGUCCACAGUGGAUCUACGUUUGGAUUUCGAAUGUGUAAAUCAAUUUCCCGCUAAAACUACACUGUACUGUGUUAUCAUACACGACUGUCAAAUGGAAUACAACGCAUUUACCGGAGAAGUGCGCAAAUUGUAA